Messenger RNA from Heteronotia binoei (common prickly gecko), 4185 nucleotides. RefSeq names its product nectin cell adhesion molecule 3 (gene NECTIN3). Gene Ontology annotation, cellular component: adherens junction; apical junction complex. NCBI's taxonomy places the organism in Eukaryota, Metazoa, Chordata, Lepidosauria, Squamata, Gekkonidae. The transcript has 6 exons. The record is from RefSeq and is a predicted model, not a curated record. Gene Ontology annotation, biological process: heterophilic cell-cell adhesion; homophilic cell-cell adhesion; symbiont entry into host cell. Bases 144 to 1814 code for a protein of 556 amino acids.
GGGCGCGGCACCUCCCCACACAGUGACACACGGACCCGGCGCUGGGAAGAGAAGGAGGCGGUGACGGCUGCGGAGGGAGCGCUCGGGAGUCGUAGCGGCGACGGCGGCGGCUGCUGCUGCUGGCUGGGAGCGGAGCCUCCAGCAUGGCCCGGUCCGUUGAGGCGGCCGCUCCUCCUCCACCCGCUCCCCCCGGCCGCCUCUUCCCCUCCUCUUUAGCGUGGCGCCGCCGACGCCGCUGCUGCUGCCGCCGCCCGGCGUUGCCCGCCUUGCCCGGGUUGCUGUCGCUGGGCUUGCUCCUCUCUCGCGUCUGCUGCGGUGCCUUAGCUGGACCAAUAGUUGAUCCACAUGUGAAAGCAGUAUGGGGGAAGGAUGUUACGCUGAAAUGCAUAAUGGAUAUAAAUGAAACAUUAACACAAAUUACAUGGGAGAAGAUACAUGGAAAGAGUGCACAGACUAUUGCUGUUCAUCAUCCUGAAUAUGGAUUUUCCGUUCCAGGAGAAUAUCAAGGAAGAGUAUCACUUAAAAAUAAUUCGCUUACAGAUGCAUCAAUCAAAUUAACAAAUGUUACUUUCUCUGAUUCUGGAGAAUAUGUAUGCAAAGCAGCUACAUUCCCUCUAGGAAACUCCCAGUCAUCAACAACUGUAGCUGUAUUGGUUGAACCAAUUGUGAGCCUAACAAAGGGACCAAACACUUUAAUAGAUGGUGCCAAUCAAACAGUUGCAGCCAUUUGCACAGCAGCCACUGGAAAACCAGCUGCCAAUAUUACCUGGGAAGGAGGUCUUGGUGAAAUGGAAUCCACUUCAACUUCAUAUCCAAAUGAAACAGUGACAGUUGACAGUCUGUACAAGCUUGUCCCCACCAGAUUUGCUAGAGGAAGACAUAUAGCUUGUAUCGUGCGACAUCCAGCUUUGGACAAGGAGAUAAGACUUCCUUAUGUACUAGACAUUCAGUAUUCUCCUGAAGUUACAGUAACUGGCUUUGAUGGCAACUGGUAUAUUGGACGGGGGAAUGUUUUACUCAGGUGUAAUGCUGAUGCAAAUCCACUACCAAUGGAGUUCACAUGGAGUCGGUUGGAUGGACAAUGGCCUGAAGGCUUACAGCCUUUAAAUAAUACUCUGCAUUUUCUCAGCCCAUUGAUUUACAAUUAUACUGGAACUUAUGUUUGUAAAGUGGCCAAUUUUCUUGGCCAAAAAAGUGCUCAGAAGACCAUCUACAUACUAGAUCCUCCUACUACUACCACAUCACCACCCACGAUUCCAUGGCUUUCUUCAACUGAUGGCAACACAGGGUUAACAACACAACCAAAACUAAUGUUUCUUCCAACAUCACCAUGGCCAGAAAUGCAGGAAGACAAUUGGGGCACCAUCAUCGGUAGUGCAGUGGGCGGGGCUCUUUUCCUGAUACUUGUGAGUGUCUUGGUUGGCGCUGUCUGGUAUAGGAGAAGGAGGACGUUCCGUGGUGACUACUUUGCAAAGAACUACAUUCCACCAUCUGAUAUGCAAAAGGAAUCUCAAAUAGAUACUCUCCAGGUAGAUGAUGUGGAUUCUUACCCUGACAGUGUGAAAAAGGAAACAAAACAUCCAGUGAACAGUCUCAUAACUAAAGACUACUUGGGAGAACCUGAAAAAACAGACUGGAACAAUGUAGACACUAUUAACAGGUACCAGGACAGGUAUGAAAGACCAAUGGAUUAUUAUGAAAGUGGAACGCUAGGAAUGAAAUACUUGGGUGAUGAAUGUUACGAUGAAAAUGAAGAUGACUUGGUUUCACAUGUAGAUGGUUCUGUAAUAUCUCGAAAAGAGUGGUAUGUGUAAUGACCACUUUAAAAUCUUGACGGUACAUAAAGCCCCUUCCAUUAGCUGAUCACUUUCAGAUUGUUUAUACUUUUUCUUGAAGAAUAAGCUUUUUGAAGUUGAUUUUCAAGCUUUUUAUAUUCUAACUCGACAAAUGAAAUGUAAAACCUCCUUUAAAUGUAUUGAAGCUGCUUUAUGAUUUUUUUUCCAAUGCUGUACUACUGUCUUUCACAAGAUCCUAAUUUUAACAUAGUGUUUUAUUUGGCCUAUAGCACAAGUUAAAAAUCAAAGUGCUAAGUGGAAAAAACAAACCCAUGAAAUUGUUAUAAAGAGUUUGAAAUGAAGCUACUGUCUUUCCUUGUGACUACAAACAUGUAAUCAAGAAUUAUCUUGGUGCAUCUUUUUGAGCUAUAAGUUUGGGUAAAAAGCAACAUGAAACUGAUUCAAACAGAGCUUGAUCUAAGGCACAUUUUGUUUACAUAUGGUAAUUUUUACAAUAUGAAAUAUUCUGAUGGCACACUUUUUUCAAAGCUUUAUUUUUAGGCUUUCUGCACAGAAUUGAAUACCUCUACAUUUUUGAGACUUGCCAUAAUUAGAUACUGUAGUGGGUGGUACCUCGUACAGAUUACUUGUUGCACUGAACCUGUUGCAAAUAGACUUUUCAAUGAACAGUCUUGCAACAUAUCACUAUCUAUAUUUUUACACUGCAUUUUAAUUCCGAACACUGGAAUAUUAGAUUCCAAACACUUAAGCUGCAUUUCGGAAUAAUCUUUUUUGAAAGGUUGAUAAAAUGUUGCUUCAGUAGAAAUGCUUACUGUAAAAAGUAAUGUUCAGAAAAUGUUAGGUUUCCUUAAACACUCUUCAGAAUGUUAAUUAAGCACAAAGCUAUAAAUACAUACAGUUUAAACACAGAUGCAACUUCUAUAUUUGAGUGAAGAUGCAUUUUUAGAGGGGAAAAAUCAGCUUUUCACAGAACUUUGUGGAGUUAUAAGGAGGGUGUGGGCUGUAUAAAAAACAUUAAGGAGCAUAAAAUUUUUAAAUGCAAAGGCAACCUUAGGUUCACUGUGUUCCAUUUUUUAAGCAUAUAUCAUUCUGAAAAACUGUCUAUUUUGAGAUGAAAGCAUGAAAAGGUAUGACAAGACACACAUGUGUCAGCUUAAAGUGAAGCAAUGUUAGCUAAAUCUCCUGUGAAGUGUAUAGAGAGGCUUUUUUGAAACAUUAAUGCUGCUUGAAAAGAAAUGUAAUAGUGUACAGAGAACAACUCACUGCAGACGUAGCACGUUGUACUGGAGAUAGAAGCAACAAUUUUGUAAGAAACAGAGUUGCUUUCUCUGAAAUCUGGCAUAGGAGAUGGGGAAAUUCUGCUGUUCAACAGUACUUCAAGUUUUUUUUUAAAAAAAAAUGCUGUUUGUUGCAGAGACUUCAGCAUUGUUAGAGGAGCUCAGAGGACAUUCGUUUCAGGCUUUAAAAGAAAGCCCUAUUGACUUGACUGAGAGUUGUCAAACAUGCACAAAACUGAUUAUAGUUAGUUUUCAGUAAAUUAUCUCAAUUCAGAAUCUUUGGAAAUAUUAUUAAUUUGGCAGUCUAAUUGAUGAUGUACACGCUAGGGUAAUGCUUUGUAGAAUGAUUUCCAAGUAUAUAUCUGUGAGUAAUAUGAAAUCAUUACAACAUGAUCUACAGUAUUUUUGAGCUUUUCAGUGAGUACAGUAUCUGUAUAAGGUGCAGUUCGACAGUACACUGUGACUUGGUUGCUAUGUCUUCAAACAUGUGACUGCAGUUUAGUAUUUAUAAACAUAUGAAAAUGGUUUUCUACGCAUCUCUAUCACAUUGGUAAUUCAAGUGGUAAUAUUACUUUACUUGACCAAAGUCUCUCUUCAGUACAUUAGGAAGUGAAAUUAUCAAACCAUGCUUGCCUGUGAACUCAGACGAGUUACUGUAAUUACUAUAUGGAUCUGGUCCAUCACUAACUGAUGUAAACUUACUUCAGUCAAGUAUGGCCAGGCCCUAAGCUAACAGCAGGUCCUAACUCUUGUGUGUGUGUGUGUGUGUGUGUGUGUGUGUGCGUGCGCGUUUUAUUAUCUUUUUUAAAAAGAUAGUUUGUGGUCUUAGAAACAUCUCCAUUGUAAACAGUAGUGGCAUACUUCAUGUAAGCCCCCCAAACACUUUCUUGUAACACUCAAAUCUAGAAGUGAGUACAUAAUGCUCUGUGUUCUUUAUCUUAAGUUUGUUACAAUUUAUCGAGAGUUCCACAGUUAAAUAUGAAGAGGUUGAUAAUAGGGUUAAGAUGUUAAGUGUUGCAGUGUUUCUUACCUAAUGUAUGUUUGGUGUAAAUAGAGAACUGAUUGUAAGUAUGAACUAGCUGUUGUGUGAAAUAAAUCUUUUGUUAAAUUAA